AGUGCUGGGUGUUGUUUCCGGAAGUGAGCAAGGAAAGCUUGAGAUGGCGGCUGUGACUCUUGCUGAGAAGGUUCCGGUGGGUGGAGCAGAGGAGCCGCAGCCUCCCGCAGGAGCCGAGGAGCUGGCCGCCCUGAAGCGCGAACAGAGACUGCGCAAAUUCCGGGAGCUGCACCUGAAGCGGAAUGAAGCUCGUAAAUUAAAUCACCAGGAAGUUGUUGAAGAAGAUAAAAGACUUAAGUUACCUGCAAAUUGGGAAGCCAAAAAAGCGCGUUUGGAAUGGGAACUACAGGAAGAAGAAAAGAAAAAGGAAUGUGCAGCAAGAGGGGAAGACUAUGAGAAAGUGAAGUUGCUAGAAAUCAGUGCAGAAGAUGCAGAAAGAUGGGAGAGAAAAAAGAGGAGGAAAAACCCUGACCUGGGAUUUUCAGAUUAUGCUGCUGCCCAGCUUCGCCAGUAUCAUCGACUGACCAAACAGAUCAAACCAGACAUGGAAACAUACGAGAGACUGAGAGAAAAGCAUGGGGAAGAGUUUUUCCCAACAUCCAACAGUCUUCUUCAUGGGACACAUGUGCCUUCCACGGAGGAAAUUGACAGGAUGGUCAUAGACCUGGAAAAACAAAUUGAAAAACGAGACAAAUACAGCCGGAGACGUCCUUAUAAUGAUGAUGCAGAUAUUGACUACAUUAAUGAAAGGAAUGCUAAAUUCAACAAGAAGGCAGAAAGAUUCUAUGGGAAAUACACAGCUGAAAUUAAGCAGAAUUUGGAAAGAGGAACAGCUGUCUAAUCCCAUCAGGAACUGUUUAGAAGCUUGAGACUAGAGAGAAAAUUUCUGCUAGCAAAUUGAAGUUCUCUUCAGAGUUACAUUGUAAACUAGAACUCCGUGUGUGCCCUCCCACCCAGCAUUUAAAAAUAAAUGUUUUUUCUUAAAUGUA
Messenger RNA from Dama dama (fallow deer), 929 nucleotides. It is a transcript of the gene SYF2, whose product is annotated as SYF2 pre-mRNA splicing factor. The transcript is spliced from 7 exons. NCBI's taxonomy places the organism in Eukaryota, Metazoa, Chordata, Mammalia, Artiodactyla, Cervidae. Bases 44 to 781 code for a protein of 245 amino acids. The record is from RefSeq and is a predicted model, not a curated record. Gene Ontology annotation, cellular component: post-mRNA release spliceosomal complex; Prp19 complex; catalytic step 2 spliceosome.